Hylaeus volcanicus is the source of this 12630-nucleotide messenger RNA. RefSeq lists its product as uncharacterized. Lineage: Eukaryota; Metazoa; Arthropoda; Insecta; Hymenoptera; Colletidae. Bases 155 to 3034 code for a protein of 959 amino acids. Gene Ontology annotation, cellular component: ESC/E(Z) complex. The transcript is spliced from 9 exons. Gene Ontology annotation, biological process: regulation of transcription by RNA polymerase II. The record is from RefSeq and is a predicted model, not a curated record.
GGGUAGCCGUCGGCGAGAGGUGGCGGUGGUUUUGUACGGUGAAGAAAAGAGGGGUUAAGUGAGCCGUGCCGGGCCGUAGAAGCGAGCUAGCGGUGGCGCGGCCCGUGCUCGUGCCAUAGGACCUCUGCCAAGCAAUAGUGCGUUCGUUUACAAGAUGGCAGACGGUCCGUCCGCGGAAGACGCGACCACCGACCUAGGGGACUGUGAUUUUCGUUUGAGGAGGGAGCGACACAAACGUCAAGACGCCCCGUCCUCGAUGACGUCCUUCGGCACGGUUCAAGACACCGCGAGACGCAUCAACGAAGACGCUUCGAAGUUCGAGAGUCAUCCUUAUCAUCGACUGCAUCAACAACAUCAACAUCGUCCUCCGCGUCGCAACGGUCAUGCCCAUUCUCAUCUUUCUCGUCGGCAUCCGGGUAAUGCCAACAAUAAUAACAACGGCAACAAUCAUCAUUACCAUCGUCGCGAGAACGACGACGUCGUGGUCGUCGUAGAUGGUAGCGAGCGAUUUGGGAAAAACGAGAGUGGAAACGGAGCUGGUAUCGACGCGAUUCGCGUUCUUUCGUUCGCGUCGGCGAACCGGGAGGAUUACGACGAGGACGAGGAGGAUACGUCGGUGGAUGAGAACGGUGAUUCGAAAAAGUGUCGCGUUGUUCGUAUCGAUGUAACAAAGACGGUGAAGAACGGUGAGAACGGGAACGGUGGCGGUAAUAGUAAUAAUAAUAAUCGGAGCAGUGGUGUCGAGGGUGACAAUGCCUCCUCCGCCGACGGCCGACGCUUGAGGUCUGUGUUCCACGACUCGAAUGCAACGAACGACAACGGGGACGCGUUACAGAAAGUGAAUCGUCUUGGAUGCGAUAACAACGAGGCCGAGAGAGGAGUAGACGACGCUGAAAAGACAGACGACAUUGCUAGUGAUGGUAGUAGUAGUGAUGGUAGUAGUGGUAGUAGUGGUAGUGGUGCUGCUGCCGCCGCCGCUGUUUCUGCUUCUGGUGCCGCUGGUGUUACUGCAAAUGGCCUCGUCGCCGCCAGGCAUCAGGGCAGCCCUUUCAAGGGACAGGUUAGGACGGCCGAGGACACCCUCGUCGGCCCUUGUGGGAAGAAGCGGUGCGCCGAUCGAUACGACAGCUCCGAGAGUUCUGACAGUGGAGUCGCAGUGUCCUGUGGGGAUUGUAGUAGCAGCGGUACCAGCGACAUCACGGAGCCGGGGUCUCCGUGCAGCACGAGCAGCGACGAAGGGGUAGCGAUUCGUGGCGCGUCGGCCAGUCCACUUCCGUCCCUACCCAAGCUGGCGCCGUCCUCGCAGAUCGGUACCAGGCCCCAGUGGCCCUGGACCCCGCCUCUGGCCGCCACCGCCUGCUCGACCUACAAAAGGCUCAAAGGCGAGCCCGAGGCUGGCGCCUUGCCGAGGUCCGGGGCCGCCGAUCCAACCUCCAGAGGUACCACCAAAUCCAACAAGUCCAACGUCGCUCAUCAUCACGAGACGCAAGGGAAGAUCACCGAGUACUUCAAAACGCAGAUCAAACCACAGCAACCCAAGAUCAAGAAGAACAGCGAGGCCAUGUCUGUGCUGGUUUCGAAGAGCUCGUCGGAGUUCAGGAGGCCUCCAACGGUCCAGAGGAACAAGGGCGGUUUGGCGAAGUACCUGGGUACUGUUCCGUCGAACGGACGGAACAACUCGACCAACGACUGGGAAAUGAGGACCGUGGCGAUGUCACCGCCGUCUACGAAGAAGCCGCCAGCGGUAAUCGUUCCGAGGACUAAUGGUAAGAUGGACAAGAAGUUGACCAAGCCGGUGCCCAGUUUGCCGAUUUCGAACGACGUCUUGAAGAACAUACCCAGCUGCAAAAUCUCGUCGCUAAGGUUAACGUCCGAAACGAUCACCAACUCGAAGAUAGCGCAACCGACGCCAAUGCCACCCGUCACACCGACCAGCCAGACGGUACCGCUCGACUUCAAGGGCUGCAUCACCUCCAAGCCGCACGUCAACGAGAACAACAACCUGACGAACGGUUGCGGGAAGCUCCUAGGCUCGUUGAGGUCCAGCCAAGACUUCCUCUCGAGGCUGUCUGUACAGAGCACCACCGAGGCCAAGGAGACGAGGGUGAGCCGCGCGGUCGAGGCCUACGUCGAGGAAGAGGAGGACUCCUCGAGGAGCAGCGAAUCGAAACCGUCGCUGUCCCCAAUACUCUCCGCGCCCACCACCAUCAGAUUCCCAGCACGGAUACCUGGAAAGGACAGGCAACAGGCCACCGACAGCGGAGUAUGUCGAUGGGACAAGUGCGAGGAGAGCUUCGAAUCCAGCGGAGGACUCCUGGAACACCUGCAGGCUGCUCACAUCAACACGCAAACGGGCGGCGAUAAUUUUGUCUGCCAGUGGCAAGGGUGCAAAGUACAAGGGAGAAGUUCCUGUUCGCGGAGAUGGUUGGAGCGACACGUACUAUCCCACGGCGGAAACAAACCCUUCCGGUGCAUCGUCGACGGCUGCGGCAAUAGGUUUAGCUCACAGACUGCUCUGGAGAGGCACGUGAACGGACAUUUCAAUCAACCCGAAACCAGCAACAGCAGCACCAAACGAAGCUGCGAGAGCGGCGGAAAGCUGGUCAGAAGGAACGGCAAGCGGCUCAGAUAUAGACGACAACCCUGGUCUGGUAAGUCGAGAAUUUUUGACUACUUCGACACUGGAGUGAUGGAAGGUCUCCAGCACAGAUUGCUCCAACUGGCAAAGUCGAGGACGCAAGGCCGCCUGGCGGAGACACCGGGAAACUCGAUCGCCCUCACUAGUCGAGUAUUAGCCCGAAGAGUGGAAUUGGAUGGGAAGACUAGAGUCCUGUUGCGGUGGCACCCUGCCGAUAUCAAGCCGGACGAGUGGGUGCUCGAGACCGAAUUACAAAACACCGACAACGUCGACAUACGCAAAGUGUCAGCUACCAAUCCGGACGAGGUGAGCCUGGCCCUGUACGCGGCGGUGAGCGGCGGAACGCCCCCGUUGACGCGGGUCAAGCAGCGCCGGAAACCGGUGAAGAACUCGUGAUAAUGUCGAUCACGGUGAUCGAGGACAAGCGCGACGAUGCAGCGACGACUAAGCCAGAGAACGAGUUAGGGAUGAGUCCUGUAUCAGGACGAUUGUGCUUCCUGGUCUGUGUGGGGAGGAGCCUGGCGAGAGAAACCGGAACCUGAACGUAUCCAGAGGAAAACCGGAGUAAGACGUGUCCCGAGACCACGAGAACAUCGUCGGAGAAGAAACCGAUCACGGACGCGUCCGUGACGAGCUCCAUGAGUUCGCGUACGCGGACGAGGAGGAGGGACGAGCAACGGACAAACAUUGGAGACGUGAGAGUGCACGAAGAUGAAAAAGUGGAAUACAUACAUUCUAAUUUAUUUAGCCUAAAUCCAUCGGCCAUUAGGUAAAUAUAUAGUAGUCGUGGAUAGCGAUGAAAGAAAGGAUAUUCUUGUUGCCUAUCGAUACCAAAUUAACUCAAACGUUUGGGGUCGUAUCCUGCCACGAGUGCCUGGUUAUCAUGGCGACACACACUCGUCGGACUCGGAAGAGCUAGGCUUGGGCCUCAAAAGUGCCUCACCGUGGAUGCGUUUUAUAUCGUUGACCGUCGUGCAAGACCAAUCGUAGACUGCGGAGUUGAAUUAAAGUGGCGGAGAAAAAUAUUUAAAAAAAAAAGAAAAAUAAAAAAAAAAUAAAGAACACGCCGAAGUGGAGAUCAAUGACGCAAGACGACGACGACGACGAGGAUUUUACGUACGAAUAACUCGACGCGUUAAAGUAAAGCAAAUAAAAAAAAAAAAAAAAAAAAAAACGUGUGAGAGAAUCGAACAAAAACUGUUUAAACGUUAGUUAACGACUGUAAGGAGAUAAUCACUCUGGUGGCCUUAGGAAUCAAUUAAUAUCUAGCAACGGCCCCUUGGCUGCUUCCGGGCCCUGUUCAAGUACCCCGUGACAGAAGCCAGAAGAGAAGGGGUGGAGAAGGGAGACGCGAAACGCGCGUACUUCUUCGACACACCCUCGACCCUCGACCAACUUUCAGAAGGAGAUGUAUCUACCUCGAUCUUCGGCUCGGUAGAAAUUCGUGCUGGCCGUUGUCGUGCGACAGGGGGGGGGGGGGGGGGGCCAGAGAAAAAAGGAGAAGGAACAAGCAAAGGAACGAAAAACGAGGGGGCGUGCGUGCGUGGGUAGUAUCCGAUAACGAAAUCACACACGUGCAAAGAGAAAAAGGAAACGGGAGAGGAACCAUUGGAGGACGAGCAGAAGUCUAUCGACGAAGAACACACAAAGUCGUUGACACGAGAACACAAGAGAAGGACGGUCAACGUUCUCGCCAAGGAACCCGCAAUAGCGAAGACAACAGUCGAACGACUCGUACGCCAAUCGAGAUUUCUAUCGAGACUUAUCCGUUUACUUCCCUUUCGAGAAGAGGACAAUGUACAAAAUGAAAAUUAAAGAGCAAAGGAAGCGUGCUCGCGGCCCGAGGCACGCUCGUGAGCAUAGAAGCUUCGGGUCUCCCUAGGAUUCGAGCUUGCCUCGUUCAGAGCCCUCGAGAGGCGCGUUUGAUUUCGAUAGUCGCCUAUUUUUAUCUUCCCGCCGAGUUACGUGCAGCAUGUCGAUGCGAGCGUGUCGCUGCGAAUACAAUAAAAAUCGAGCGAUCGUUUCUUUCUAUUCGUCCCUCGCGUUUGUGUACCGCCCGGCGUCGCCAGGGAAUCGCACAUCGGAGAAACCAUCUGUCGGCGUUUUUUCUUUUUUUUUUUUUCGUGAAGUUACCAGAGAGGAGUCGUUCAUCUUUGGACACGGCUGCCGUUCGAGCUUUACAGUCGGUUCCCAAACGGAGGAGGGAUCCGAACGCGUUGGAAACUAGCGAGGAUCAUCGCGAAGGAAGACUCGACGAGAACCUAACAUCGUCGUACCACGAGUCGGAGAUGCCUGCGUGAAAAUGAAGCACACACUUCCCGGAUACGUGGAGGAUCGUUGAAACCGAUUAUUCGGCAGCGAGAGCGGACGGCGCAUCCGUGCUGUACGAUUCGUAGACGAGGAGCUGUUAAAUCUGAAUAAUUGGGGGGAGGGGGGGACAAAACACGAAUGGCUGUGUUACAUUUUCCACACGGAGUUACUAAAGGGUUGGGGGGAAGGGAGGGGGGGGGGGAUUAUAUGAGACACACACACGAGCAGCGUACGAAGAGGACGAGGGAGAGAGAAGAGGAAAACACGCGCUGGAUGACGGAGUGUGUCGAAUCGCUAUUUUCAUAGAUGUAGAUUGAUACGCCGAGAUCGUAGAAAAAUAUAUUUCUCGCAUCGCCGGAAUACUUCUGACAUCGUGGAAUGUGAUUGCGCACGUUGUACACAUAUAUAUGUAGCGGAUAAAGUUAAACAAACAAAAGAAAAAUGAAAAAAAAAAACAAAAAACACAGAAUACUUGUAAAUUAAGAGAAAGCGAAAGGGGUGGAAAACCCGUGUCGAUGACGUGUGCUGUAUGGCUAAAAACGGGAGGUUUUCGGGAACGAGGAGGAUAUAUGUACAGAUAUAGAAGAUAGGAUCGAACGAAAAGCGUAUACGCAAAGAGAACCCACCGGGAAGAGUAACCGGACACACACGGACGGAAACACGCCUAUACACACCAGCUAAGAAACACUGCCAAUACGAUUGUAAUUAAGAACUCUAGGCUAAUUGAUCGAUUAAUUAUUCUUACUAUUAUUAUUAUGAUUAAACGUGUAAUCCGAUAGAUCUCUAGUUUCCGCGCGGAUGUGUAUGAGAGAAGCGUGUCUCGCUUGCACCUGUCGCGCGAGCGCGCUGAUUUUCUUUUGCCGCGACCAACGGACGGAGAACCCAAAUUAGCGACGAACGGCGAUCACGAGGGGUGUACAUAGUUAGUCGAAAUUAUCGAUGGAUCCCUGGGAAACGAUAGGGCCACCCGGGGGAUCAAGCCUAUCAGCUUGCGACUUCAAGCGAGGAGGGUACUUCUUUUUAAUCCGGAACUCCUACGUUUCGAGCGACCACGUGCUCGCGGAGAACGACGCGACGAUCGCGAUCGGUGAACACGGGCACCAGAGAAGAGCGAUCGACGCGAAACGGAGAGAAAAAGGAACGCGUCACUGCCAAAAAUCGCGCACUGUCAGCCGUCGUAAUCGCGGUAGCCGCACACACCUUAGAGCCUUAUUUCCGUCGCGCCUAAUCGCGCGCGCACGCUUCUGUGUUACUGAUUUCGAGGAGCGUGGAUCGUUCUUCUUCCUACCCGCGGGAUCCGCGCGGUCGAUUCUUGUCGAUCGUCUUCGAGAGCGUGUACCGAGAGCGCGCCUACUGCCAAUUACUAUAAGUCGAGGGACGCGAACCAAGGCACUGCCAUCGAAACGUAACGGUGUGAUAAGGCACACUUUAUACGUGUGAAUAGGGUGUUUGUGAGAUACAGGUGCAGACUUUAGCUCUCGCGAGAGAUGGAUGCCUAUGUGUUAGAGAGAGAAGGUAUCACACUGCCUGUCAUGUAUAUACAUUCGUACCCUCAACUGCUGACUUCAUUUUAUAUAAGUUUUACUAUUAAUGUUGCAGAAUUUUUAUUGGUAAACAUUGAACUGUAUUAAUUAGAAAUUGCAUUUGUGUUUGUGUCGUUUCGAAUUGCAUUCACUUUUUAUAUAAAAAAAAAAUUACAUCAGUCGAAACCUUAAUUAAUAAAAUGUACGUAUUUAUACCGAUUCCAUGACAUUUUAAAAUCAGUAAUUUAUAGAAGCACUGCCAACCAUUCAUUUUCACUCGCUCGACGAGUUGUAUCGAUCCAAACAGUCUCGUACCUGUGAUUUACGAACACCCUGUGUAUACGUGUGGAUAUAUAUGUGUGUGUAUAGCUAUAUCUAUGUAUACGCGCAUCCGGUCGUUGAAUCGUAGGUGCAAUCGACCGAUUUCGUUUUGCGCGCGCGACUCUUCUGUCUGUUUUCCUCUUUUGUUUUCUUUUUCCUUUUUUUUUUUUUAUUAAUUGCUCCGCCGAGACACGGUCCCUUUUUCCUCGUUAACGAUAAAAAUCUUUGCUUUUCCCCAUUCUCGUUUUCUUUUGGCAUAUCCCCUCAGUGCCAUACACGACGCGUCCCCGUGUGCUGCGCGUUCCUUGUGAUUUCUCGUGUUCAUGUUUAUUUGUGUUCAUUGACUUAUUUCGUGGCGCGAUCGAUCGUCGUUCCUCCCGUUCCACUGUCGUCGCGUUAGAUCCCCCGUUAGAUCGUCGAGGGACGUAGCUCGAUCAUUAAAAAUUAAAUAAAUUAAGGUUUUAUCACGGGUGGGACCAAUUCCUCGCGCGGCGUACGUCGUUUUUUUCCUUUCCUCGCGCAAAGAGACUUCUUUUUUAGGGAAAUCAUUUUUUUUGUACAUUCAGCGGUUAACGAAACAUCGAUCUGCCGUGUAGGUUAUUUAGUUAGAAAUUGUUAAGUUCUAUUAUUAGUUGCCGCGGUUACGGCGGGAGAAACCUUUUUGGACGUUCGAUCGCGCUUGAUCUCGUGGAUGGUGAAUCGCGGAGUGAAAUUUUGGGCGAAACGAAACUGCUCGGGAGCCCUCGGGAAUUCUAAAGUCUGAUCUCUUCCAAAUUACUCCCGGAAAUUUCGGUUCCGUUACUCGCGAUCGAGCUAGCGACGUUCGAUUCAAAAGACUGCCCGUGACUUAUACAAACUUUUGCGUUUAUGGGAUACAUGGAAUAUUUUUUAAUUUCUUCGUAAAAUUAAUGGUUUGUUUUAAAUUUGUGUUUGCUCUUUGAUGGGCGAGGAGCGUAUGAUGUGUUGUAUACGAAUGUUAGAUAGUACAGAUUUGUUAACAUUUGUAUGAGGAAUUGAAACAAAAUUUAUCCUUUUUUAAUUGCUCACUUCCUAGGACUCUAAUGUUUGUUUCAUGUUCGAACUUCUUAGUUAAAAUUAGGGACACUUUAGCGCCGUCUAGAGAAAGUGCUUUUUUUCUGUUGCAAGGAAAUUAGAUUAUACGUAUAGUUGAUGCAUAAUUUAGGUAUAAAGAUUCUCCAUUAUUAUUAGGGCGAAAUGGAAUAGGUGCGUUUAAGACUAUUCGUGUAUACAAGAAUGGAAUAUAAAAUACGUUCUUUUCUUUGACCUCGAAAACAGCGACGUUAGCUCGAUCGACCAAACGAACGUUCCGUCGCUCUGGACAAAAGUCGCGCAUUUAGCGAAUAAAAUGUUUAAGUAAAAGGAGGCAAAACAACGAGACGGAAAGAAAGAGGAGAAGGACGCAACGUCUCUCGAUUUCAGUGUAACCAUCGUACGCUUGUUUCUUUUCCUUUUUUUCACCCCUUAAUUCCAACAGGAACGCGCUGUAGAUGUCCUCGUUUCCCUAAUUUUCGUUGGAACCCCUUCCCCCUUACCUCAAGGCGUAAAUCCGUCGCGAGAACGCUCCAUUGACCUUUUACCCGCGCGAUUCUACGCAUUAAAGCAGUAAAUGUAUAUUUUAGCGAGACGUUGUAAAGUUUUGCGUAAGAUAACUUUUAGAGAUAUCGAUCAGCAGGAGCGUGGGAGGGACUCGGUCCGAAGUGGCGCCGCCAGAGACGGCCAGGAUUUCGUUCGAAUAAUAAACGACGAAUAGAAGGAGCAGCGAUUUAUUAUCAGUGUUUGUCGAGCGGUUAUCGAGGAGGAGUUGAGAUCGUAGGAAUAUAAUUUCAUUUUGUAACUAAACCUGUAAUUCUAGAGAACAAAGUAACUCGAGUAGCAGCUUCUUGAAAUGGAUUCGUCUUUCCGGGAUAAGAAAUCUCUGCCCGUCUCUGGAUUCGAGGAGGAAUUCUGCGAAGGCCUCGUGGCCGUUUCUUCGGUUCCCGAUGUCGACACUUGUACAUGUGUAAAACGUGUGAAAGAUAAGGGAGAGAGCUUACCGUGUGAGAGGAAUUACCGAGUGCGAGCGAGAGAGGGAGAGAGUACGUUGUUACAAUUAUAAGAAUGUUUAGAGUACCCUGUAAAUAUAGGAGACACGAUCGAUAAAACGGGAAAUUGCGAUCAUCGGGGCUUAAAAUGAAUCACAGAACAAAGAAACGGCGGGCGAGAAAGCGUGAGAGAAAGCGAGAGAAGGGAGGGAGGAGAAUGCUUUUGGUGGACAGCGUAUUUUUGCAAAAAAUAAAAUUAAACUAUUAAAACAUUAUGGAUGAACGUUGAUAAACGAUUAAGCGGAAUAACGAAGGGAUCUUUAUCGUUGGAACUCUCUCCCUCUCUGUCGGGGGUUGAACCCGUCUAUCCUUUGAUUUUGCUCUCUUUCGAAGGAGGAAUUCGCCCCUGUUUUCGGCGUUUAUUCGAGAAAACAAACGUCGCGUCACUGAAUGAUCGCUUUGCGAGGAGAUAAGCAACAAGCAGGGAGUCAUUGGUGUUUGGUGCAUCUUCAACAGCUGACUUAGGGAGUUGAUAUCUUCUCAGGAUAAAUGUUACAGGACCCUGAUGCGAAUGUACGUUGUAUCAAUUAAGCUUUCAAUGGAUGUCAAACCCUUUUGAAAAAUAAGAAUCGAAUAAACGGAACUAGAAGUGUACAGAAAUAAAUAGAGUCUAAUAGUUCAGUUGUUUAUAGAUCUGUAAUAAUAAAAAUUUUAUAAGAGAAAGUGAAUUUUCAAUGAAGUUCAAUAAAAUACUAUACAAGAAUUUCGUUAAGACAAAACAGGGAUUUAAAAUAUUUCGGAAAUUUUUCAGGAAAGUGUUUGUACUCGUGCAUCGGACACUAGAUAUAGCACUUUAAUACUCAAUUCUCAUUCAGUAUUGCUAUUUCUUAGAAGAGGAGUUUGUACCAAUCGAAAGCUUGAUCAAUACAGUGAAUACGUUUACAUAUAACCAUCCCCUGUAUUAUUCUAUCUUAGACGCAUAUCGAUGGUUCUAAGACACCAGCGAGAGUGCAGAUCACCAUAGAACCAUGGAACACCGGAAACGAUGCUUUUCUGUUUGACAAAUUCGAGAAGGCUGACGGUUGCUCGGAAAGGAAACAGUGUGUUCGUCAAACCUACUAUCGAUUCUUCUUUCCCCGUCGAUUAGGCCGUCGAAACUCGUGUGUACUUGAACCUUCGGCCAAGGUCGAAGCUUGUAAAGAUAAAUAAAAUCUCGUUUCUAUCAGAUUAACCCUCGAGUGCGCUCGAAUCGCGAACCCGUGUCGAUGUUCUCUAGAAUUCCUACUAUGCGAGCUCGCGCACAGAAGAAAGAGAAACAGAAGACGUUAUAAAUAACGCACUUCGCCACGCUAACUAUCGAGUUCUACGAAUAGAACGUACUUAAGGGUUAAUUCGAGCCGGGAAAAAGAGCUCGAAACGCUCGACGUGCCAGCGAUUCGGAAUUAAAGCGGGCAACGCUCGAUCCACCGGCCCAUCGAUCGAUCGAUCAUCGAUGCAAUAUCCCCGAACGAAGUUGAGCGGUCGUCGUAAGAGUUUUAAAAAUAUCCAUGCUUUAAUUCCAAAACGAUUGCCACGGAACCGCGUUAAUUAACAAGACACGAUCGAUGGAGCGAAAGAAAUUGCACGUGUAUGGUUAACUCUAGAGUAUCACACUUGUUCGUUAAUUUGUUACUUAAAUUUUUGUCAUUCUUGGAAGAAGUUGUAUCAGAAAGGGGAUAUUGAAAAAGUAGGUAGAGUGCAGUAUCUAUAAACGAUUUUUAGUUCUUCAUUUGCCGAGGAGAAUAUACUAUAGAAUUCCUAGAGACACAAACUGACCAAUGAUCGCUUUCAUCGCCAAUGACCAACAGGUCGAUGAAACGAUAAACUCUGAUCAAGACAAAACAUAUAUUUAACCCGAUUUCCGUAAUGCUUAGACAAUGAAGCUAUCCCAAGUGUUUCAGAACGAUCACCCUGCCCUGUAAUUAAUAAAAGGGUCUUGUAAACUAUUUUCCUUGAUUUCAGUGGAUCCUGGUGUGGUACUCUAUGGUCAACGUUAUCUUCUCGUAAUUACGGCUUUCUAGUUUUCAACACGUCUCUCUCGAAAGCGCGUCGAGAGAAAUGGGUGCGCGACGUCCUUUAUAACGCAGCGAGACAUUGCUUGUAAAUGUACAAAGAGAAUAAACGAAAAUAAACGUAGUGGACUUGGAGGAUGUUGCGUCCGUCGGAUCUCGGACAGACGUCGCGACGAGAAAUUUGAUAUUCUCGAGGGACGAUCAGUGUAAAUAUCGAGAAUUGCCCUAGACGUAGCGUAUUACGAAUAUAGUGUUUGCAUUUAUUAUAGAGUCUAUGUACGAGCAUUACGGAGGAAAAACUGUCGAGUAGAGAAUAUCCAUGUUUCCUUCGCAAUUUCACAUUUGCCCUAUCGUUCGCGGUGAAGCCCUUUCAUUCCUCUUUCCGUCGUGCAACAGAAAUGGAUGUUUUACUUUCAUAAUUGGUGGUAAAUAGAAACCCUAGAACAAUUCAUUUAAGAUUCUAUUUGAUUUUUUAUUUAGCGCCUUGAUCGCCGUGUGAGAAACCAGGGUACAGAGAAGAGAAAGGGAGGAAAAGGGUCACGGAUUAUUUAAUACACUGGUUAUGCCACGACGAAUUUUAUUUUCAAUUGUUCACUGUGAAACAUUUUAAUACUUUAGAAAGGUAUUUAAUUUCAAUUAUUCAAUCGGAUGUUUCUCUUGAGAGCGUAAGGAAAGUUAGAUACAGGACAAGAUGUAGAAAUAUGAUAAGGAAAAAAUGAUUGGUACGUAAAGAAAAGUUACUGCUAAUGUUCUCCCCAAUCGACGGGGAACCAAGGAUGAGUAUGGUCGGACAAGCAGUGCUUUUUGAAAAUCAAUGAAAACUGGAAAGCCCUCUAUCGUUUUUGCUCGAACAGACUCCGAUCGAUUCUUGAUAACCUACUUUUUUGCCUGAUCGAGGGGAACAGUAAUGUUUGUUUGACAAAAUUUUCAAUAUUCGAUAGUCGUGCGCGACUUAAUUGGCCAGUCACUGGUCAGGGUUGCCACGUGUUCUAUUUUCAACACCACAGUCACACCAUUGUGUCCUAGAUCCUACAUUUUUGUAAAACGUUCUACUUAUACAGUGAAUUUUCGAUAAGUGUCACUGGAUGACCGAAGGAAAUGAAAUUUAAUCUCAAGUAGUGGGAAUAGCCACGCGACACUUAACAAAGAUUCCCUGUAUCUCGAGAACAAAGCCUCGAAUAACAAAAUGGCAAAGGACUUUUGCAUUUACCUUUACACGAGCAAUAAAUAUAUACGCAUACAUUUAUGUAUAGAUCCUCAUCCUCUCAGGAACAAACCUGCUCCACUCACCACCUGUUCACAUUUGGCAACCCUGACUAUAAACGGUCAAAGGGAACACGAAGGAAACGGGGGAAUUGAGAGAACAAAACAAUUGUUUCGCACUGCCGAAACGGAGAAGGAAAUGGGAAGCUUCGCGUCUCGCGUUCGUUGCGUGGAUCUUGUCGAGCGAUCGUCGAAAGCACCGUGGUGUUCAUUAAUCCACCUAGUGGUACCCCCGAAAGAAUAUAUGAGAACCAGACGGACGAGAGAAAAAACAUAAGAAAAUAAAAAAUAAUAUCUGGAUAAUGCGCACGCGAGGAUCCUUUUAGACUCCGUAUUAAGCGCGAACACAGAGGUAAGAAGCAUCGAACAGUGCUUUUGACUUUUUCGAUACUUUCAUGUACAAAACACGAAUGACGGUUUAUAGCUUAAGGAGAACAUUAAAGAGAUAUUGUAAGAGAGUAAUAAUAAUUUCACGGUUACGA